Molecule: messenger RNA, 3453 nt
Organism: Chenopodium quinoa (quinoa)
Lineage: Eukaryota; Viridiplantae; Streptophyta; Magnoliopsida; Caryophyllales; Amaranthaceae
Product: serine/threonine-protein kinase D6PKL1-like
Exons: 3
Coding region: 739-3288 (849 amino acids)
Biological process (GO): protein phosphorylation
Cellular component (GO): nucleus; plasma membrane; cytoplasm
Molecular function (GO): ATP binding; protein serine/threonine kinase activity
Source: RefSeq, a predicted model, not a curated record
ACCGAUGAGGCGGUAUAGCUUAAUUUGAAAGAGAUCUAUUGUACGACCAAAUUGAAUGGGGCACCCACUAUUUGCGUUGAAAAAAGACACCCAAAAAAAAAAUCAAAGUGACCGAUGACAGCCUCUCACUCUCACAGGUAUCUUGUUGCAAUUUUUGUCUCCCUCGCUUUGCUUUUACCCCUUUUGCACUGACUCUCCUCCCAUCUUUCUCAGUUAUUACACUUGAAUUUAAUCGCAACUAUCUCAACUAUUUCUCGUGAUUUCUCCAUUUCACCUUUCUUUUCUUCUCCUACUAUAGUUUCAGCACGGACCCUUUACUUCACAUCUUCCUUGAUUCAAAACUUUUCAACUUCCCCCUUUUUUUCACCUCUUAUUAACCCUAAUUUCCCUGUUUCCUCAGUACCCAUCUUAAAAAAAAUUCAAUUUUUGUUGCUGGGUUCUUUAUUUCUGCCGAUAUUUGGUGUUGGGUUGGUGUUCCUCGUAUACAUGUCGCUUAACAGAUGGAUGUUUGUUGUGGCUCAUUUUGAAUUGGUAGAAGUAGCUGUUGUUGCAGUUAUAUCUAACGCACAGAGCUGCUUGUUCUAGCAAUUUCCUCUUUCAAUAUGAUGAAAGAGCUCUCUGGAAUUUCUUUGGCAUGACCCUUGCUUCUUGCACCAAUUUAUCUUUUGGAUACUUCAUCUGAGAUGGGUUAGUAUUGAGCUCUCUGGCUAUAUUUUUGUGUCAUUUUUGUAGACUUGAAUGAUUAUAUCAAAGAUGGAUACUUUGAUUGGCAAUUGCGAAAUUGUAGAGGUCAAGGAAGAACUUAAUAUGAAUGAUAAAGUGAGAAAGCAUUACAUGUUGAGGCAAGGACGUGUUUAUUCCAUUGAAGAUGAUAUCAACCAGCUAUUUGACUCUGUGAAUAUAAAGACUUCAGUAAAAGGGAAAGCCUUACAAAGGAAUCCUAUGAAACGGCCCAUUAGGGCUAAUUCUCCACAGGCAUUGGGUAUUGGAAUUUCAGAAACUGUAAAUCUGAAACAGGCACUAAGGGGAUUAAGUCUCUCACAAGCAUCGGAGAUGGCUGCCUUGAAAAAGCGGACGCAGAAACCGAGAGGAUCAUCUGGAAUGUCGGAUGUGGGACCAAGUAACCAGUUACACAAGACAGUAGUAGUCCAAGCGAAGGGAUCUGAGCUACCAACAAAUGAAGGCAAAAGAAAUCUCGUAGAGAUCUCUUUUCCUGGUAAAAUUAUGGCCAAUCUCUCUGAAACAAUACCAGAAUUUGUUGAAGUUAGCUCUCCAAGUUCAUCAAAUCAGGCUUGCAAUCCUUCUACUUCAUCUACUCAUACAGACAUGACAAAGUUGAAGAUGGUCAGAGUACCAUCACAGGAUAAGAUUGUGCCUUUGGCAUCAGAAGUCAUAAGUGAAAAGUUUAGUACAGAUCAGGUUCAGAAAAAUAAGCUUAAAACUUUACAGGGGAUGCGUACUAUUAAAAAUGUUUUAGAGGUAGAUGACUUAGGUUCUGCCCAUGCAGAUAAAGAUCAGUGUCGGACAGAUGCAUUGAAUAAAGAGUCGUGCCUAAGGAGUGGUGUCGUUGGUGACAAAUUUAAGCAUACAAGUAGCAGCCCACGUCUAAUGAAGCCAGCCUUUUGGAACAAGAACUUAGUCAAGAGGAAAGUAAAGGCAGAGUCUGAUUAUACCUCUUGCAAAUCUCAUGCAGCUAAAGGAAUUGUUAAUACAGAUUCGUGUAAUCAUCCCAAGACUAGGGAGCUGGUUGGCAAGGAAAGUAGCAUUUCUUUGAAGCAUGAGGGUAAAACAAAUGAGAAAAUAACUCCAGCGUCUAAUAGUGGCGUUGCCUGUGCUGAGCUCAGUUCAAGUGGUCUUGAUGCAAGAGUGAAUCAACUAUCUGUUGCAAAAGCUGAUGAUGGUCCAAGUGAUGAAGGUAAAGCUGGUGGGAAAUCAAGAUCUAGAGAGAAGGGGGAGUUUUCUCAAAGUUCAAAAAGUAGCAUUGGUGAGUUUAGUAGCAGCACAAGCGAAGAGAGCAGUACAAGUGGGUCUAGCCGUUGUUGUAAUAGGCCACAUAUGUCGAAAGACACAAGAUGGGAGGCUGUACACUGUGUUCAGAAGCAGCAUGGAUUCUUGAGUUUGAGACAUUUUAAGCUGCUGAGGAGGCUUGGUUCUGGGGACAUUGGAACUGUCUAUCUUGCAGAGCUUGUGGGCACUAAGUGCCUAUUUGCUUUGAAAGUGAUGGAUAAUGAAUUUUUGUCUCGGAGAAAAAAAUUGGUACGAGCCCAAACUGAAAGGGAUAUCAUGCAGAUGCUGGAUCACCCAUUUCUUCCUACACUGUAUGCCCAUUUUACUACGGAUAAGCUCUCGUGCUUGGUUAUGGAGUAUUGUCCUGGUGGGGAUUUACAUGCUAUUCGGCAGAAGCAACAAAAGAGGUGUUUCUCAGAGCAUGCAGCUAGGUUUUAUGUUGCGGAAGUUCUCCUGGCACUGGAGUACCUUCACAUGCUUGGAAUUGUGUAUAGAGACUUAAAGCCUGAAAAUAUCCUGGUCCGAGAAGAUGGGCAUAUUAUGCUAUCUGAUUUUGACUUGUCCCUCAGAUGUGUUGUCAAUCCAACACUCUUCAGGUCUUCUUCACCCAUUAUUGAGCCUGCAAAGAAGACACCUUCCGGUGUAUGUUCUGAAUCUAGCUGCAUUGAUCCAUUUUGCCUCCAACCAUCCUGGCAGAUGUCAUGCUUUACCCCGAGACUAUUAACUGCUGCAUCAAAAACCCGAAAGGUCAAAUCCGAACAAGCUGUUCAGGUUACUCCAUUGCCACAGCUUGUAGCAGAACCAACUGAAGCCCGCUCCAAUUCCUUCGUUGGGACUCAUGAAUACUUGGCUCCUGAGAUUGUCAAAGGGGACGGUCAUGGGAGUGCUGUUGAUUGGUGGACAUAUGGGAUUUUCUUAUACGAGCUUUUAUAUGGUAAAACACCCUUCAAAGGAUCAAGUAAUGAAGAGACGUUAGCCAAUGUGGUAUCACAGCCUCUCAAAUUUCCAGACACCCCUCUAGUUAGCUUCCAUGCCAAGGAUCUGAUUAGAGGGCUUUUAAAUAAACAACCACAGAACCGUCUGGGAUUUGUGAGAGGUGCUGCAGAGAUAAAGCAACACCCUUUUUUCGAGGGCUUAAACUGGGCUUUAAUACGCUGUGCUGUACCCCCAGAACGACCCAAGUUCCGUGAUGUUAGUAAGGGUCUCUUUUCAAGCAAGAAAGAUACUAAAAAGUCUUUGGGAGUUCAAGGCAAUGAGCUCAUCGACUUUGAGCUAUUUUAGCCACUGCUGUCACAGCAGCUGAAAUUGUCGCGAAAAGUUUUCCCGGUUAUUUCCCACAGUGAGGUAGUUAGGUAUCUCAUACAUGUAACACAAGCAUAGCUCCUAAUGUAAAUGUAAGAAAUUAGCUAUAUAAUCUAUGGAAAAGGAUUUUUCCUUGUUCAUGCA